Molecule: messenger RNA, 993 nt
Organism: Guillardia theta CCMP2712
Lineage: Eukaryota; Cryptophyceae; Pyrenomonadales; Geminigeraceae
Exons: 2
Coding region: 1-993 (330 amino acids)
Biological process (GO): intracellular monoatomic cation homeostasis
Cellular component (GO): mitochondrial inner membrane
Molecular function (GO): ribosome binding
Source: RefSeq, a predicted model, not a curated record
AUGACAUCGAGCUCGGAUGAACCGAAGCCAUCUUGGUUGGCAACCAAGUGGGCGCAUGUGAAGCAUGAAGCGUACCACUAUUGGCUGGGAACGAAGUUGCUAGGGAAGGAAAUCGGCAUCUGUGUCGGCAUCCUCAAGCAGAUCUUGAGGGGGGAAGAGCUGUCUCGUCGUGAAUAUCGUCAGCUCAGAACGACGUCCACUGAUCUCCUCAAGAUGGUUCCAUUCGCCAUCAUCGUGCUUGUUCCUUUCAUGGAGCUAGCGCUGCCUGUCAUCCUCUGGGCGUUUCCUGGAAUUCUUCCUUCGACAUUCCAGCAGGAGUGGAAGAAGGAGGAUGAUAUGAAGAGGAAGUUGAAGGCUAGGAUCGAAGUUGCUGGAUUCUUGCAGGACGCGAUGAACGACAUGGCCAAGUCCAUCAAGAUGGUGGAGGCUGAGGACGGCACAGCCGAGAAGUUUGUCGAGUUCAUGAAGAAAGUGCAAAGGGGAGACGCGAGGGUUUCAAAUGACGAAAUUAUCAAGUUCUCCAAGCUGUUCACGGAUGAUAUCACCCUGGACAACGUGGGGAGGAUGCAGCUCGUAAACCUCUGCCGCCUGCUGGACAUUCCCGUCUUCGGGACCGACUCCUUCCUCAAGUAUCGCCUGCUCGAGAGGAUGCGAGCAAUCCGCAAGGACGACAGGAUGAUCGAGAUGGAGGGCGUAGACUCCCUGAGCUUCUUCGAGCUCCGCGAGGCCCUCAUGUACCGAGGGAUGCGAUCGGUGGGCCUUACAAAGUCUGCCUACAAGAACAUGCUGGAGAACUGGCUUGACCUCAGCCUGAAGAAGAACGUCCCCACCACCCUCCUGCUCAUGUCCAGAGCCUUCAAGAUCACUCAGAAUGUGCUGGAGGCCAGGAAGAAGCUGGAACAGAUCCAACGCGAGCAGGAGCUGAUCAAGCAGGAGAGGAUCGAGAAGACGGAGAUGAUUCUUGCCGAGCUGCAUUUGUCUGCUGGGAGGUGA